AUGAACUAAAAAACCAGCCUAUAAUAUUUUAUUAAUGAGGAAGUCCCUCACACAGACUUAUCGAAAUAACAAAUAAUCGACGAAAUACUAUCUUUAAAAUUAAUAAGAUACGUCGACUAGCCUCCUCGUAGUAAAUAAUCUGAUAAAUCCGGUGGUAAAAGUUGUUUAAAUAGCUAAAUGGUGACUACAAUAAGAUCAGUAGGUUAACACGUAAUAUAAGAAAUAGGUAAAAAAUUAUUAUCUGGUGAUUUAAAUUUAACUAAGGUUUCAUUUCCAAUAAAAUGUUCGGUUGCUUAAAGCGCAUUAGAAAGGGUAGCUAGAGGUACUUGUUUUUUUCCCAUAUAUUUAGGGAAAGCCGUAUAAAUAUUAAAUAAUGCAGAGAGACUUAAAUAUGUAAUAACAGCUACUAUAGCUAAUUUUUUUGUAAAUUGUACUUUCCUUAAACCACUAAAUCCUGUUUUGGGGGAGACUUUUUAGGCAUAUUAUAGAGAUGGGACUGCUGUUUAUUGUGAAUAAAUUAGCCAUCACCCCCCUAUAACUUAUUAUUUAUGUAUAGGAAAGGGUUUUAGGUGUUAUGGAUAUUAUGUGUACGAGACUAAGGCUGGAUUAAAUUCUUUGACUUUAAAAAAUAAAGGAGUUCGGACUGUGGAAUUUCUAGAUGAUAAAAAUAAUGUAAUAUAAAAAAUAAUUUAUAAUUUCGGAGAAGAAAAUUAUUCAGGAAUUUUUUUCGGGACAAUGAAAAUCGAAACAAAUGGUAUUUUAAUUUUCAAAGAUAUUAAAAACAAUAUUUUCGCAUAGAUAGAACUCGCGAAAGUGAAAAAUAAACCUUCUGAUUAUUUCCAAGGAAUAAUUUAAGAAAACAAUAUAACUAUAAGCAAUGUUUUUGGGUCAUAUAUGUCACAUAUAGAAUUUGAUGAAGUUAGAUAUUGGGAUUAUAGAUAGGGUCUACCUCUCAAAUUAUUACACGAAUAAAAACCAAUAAAAAGUGAUAGUUCUUUUAGGGAAGAUUUAUAGCUUUUGUCUAUGAAUGCUGUUAAUCAGGCAUAAAAAGCUAAAGAAUAAAUAGAAAAUAAUUAAAGAUAAGAUGCUAUUUUAAGAAAAAAUAAUUAAUAAAAUUAAGAAUUGGUUAAAUGA
Ichthyophthirius multifiliis is the source of this 1134-nucleotide messenger RNA. RefSeq lists its product as hypothetical. The record is from RefSeq and is a predicted model, not a curated record. The transcript has a single exon. Gene Ontology annotation, molecular function: sterol binding. Lineage: Eukaryota; Ciliophora; Oligohymenophorea; Hymenostomatida. Gene Ontology annotation, cellular component: membrane; cytosol; intracellular membrane-bounded organelle.